AUGGGAGAUCAUCUCACUCUCCCCUCUCCAAACCCUAAUCCCCCACCGUCUCUCCUCCCUCCCGGCUGCCGUUUCUUCCCCUCCGACCAGCAUCUCCUCUCCGUCUACCUCACCCAGAAACACGCUCCGCGAAGCAGUCGCGACAAUUCUUCAAUCCCCGAUGUGAUCAAGGAGAUCAAUUUGUACGAUUACGAGCCGUUCAAUUUGCCUGAUUCGAUAUGCUUUCGGUUCGGGAAAGGGGGGAGAAAGAGGCAUUAUUAUUGCUUUGUGGUGGCUAGGGUUAGGGAUGAGGAGAGGAGGAGAGGGGGAGGGGCUGGCUACUGGAAGAGGACUGGGAGGGUGAGGGAUGUGGUGCUGGGGGAUGUUGUGAUCGGGACGCGGAGGGCUUUCGUGUUUUAUUUGGGGGAUUUGGGGAAAGGCGGGGCGAGGACAGAUUGGUUUAUGUAUGAGUAUGCCCUUGUUGAGCCCCAUUUGGCUUCUUUCGUACUGUGCCGAAUUUUUGUCAAGAGUCGUAAAAGUAAUACUAACACAUCUGAGCGCCCAUUAAGUUCUUGCGCUCAAGAUAGUGUUGCAAAAGUUCGACACAUUGGCAUCCAGCAUGAUGGCACGGUUGAUUUGGUCCCUUCGGAAUCUAACAUGCUGGGAAGGAAUUCUCCACAUCGCAACAAUCAAGUUGUGAGGUAUCCAAUGGAACUGGUUAGGGGUUCAGACAAUGUAGUCGUUGGUUGGCCAGUGGAUUUGCAGUUGGGAUUAUCUGGACAUGCAAGUGCUAGAGGCAUGAUGGCUGAUCCCUUGACUGCUGAGCAACUGACAGCCAUUUUAGAAGAUGAUUUUCUGGAGUUGAAUGAUCUUCUUUCUCCGUAUCCUGGCAUUGACUAG
Messenger RNA from Daucus carota subsp. sativus, 879 nucleotides. RefSeq names its product NAC domain-containing protein 60. NCBI's taxonomy places the organism in Eukaryota, Viridiplantae, Streptophyta, Magnoliopsida, Apiales, Apiaceae. The record is from RefSeq and is a predicted model, not a curated record. Gene Ontology annotation, molecular function: DNA binding. Gene Ontology annotation, biological process: regulation of DNA-templated transcription. The transcript has 3 exons. Bases 1 to 879 code for a protein of 292 amino acids.